Molecule: messenger RNA, 2946 nt
Organism: Zingiber officinale
Lineage: Eukaryota; Viridiplantae; Streptophyta; Magnoliopsida; Zingiberales; Zingiberaceae
Product: putative respiratory burst oxidase homolog protein H
Exons: 15
Coding region: 91-2577 (828 amino acids)
Cellular component (GO): plasma membrane
Molecular function (GO): peroxidase activity; calcium ion binding; NAD(P)H oxidase H2O2-forming activity
Source: RefSeq, a predicted model, not a curated record
AAUUCACCAGCAUUCCACUUCACCUCACUCGCGAGCACACCAAUCAUACGAGCCUCUCUCGCUCAUUCCGGCCAAAUCGCCACUAGCAGCAUGGCAACGGGGGCAGUCGACGAGCCCAUCAGCAUUCCGCCCCCGGUUGCCGAGCUCGAGAGCAUCGUCGUCUCCGAAGGCGGCGCCCCCAUCGCUCCUGCUGCCGAAGCCCGCCCAGCUAAACACAGGAGCCUCGCAAAGAUCAAGUCCGGGGUGCAGCAACUCGCGACGCUGGUCGGGGUGGACAAGCGGAAGAUUUCGAGGCUCGGCUCCAGCGCGCGAAUGGGCCUUAAGGGGCUUCGCUUCUUCGACAACGCCUCCGGUGGCAAGGACGGGUGGAAGACCGUCGAGAAGCGCUUCGACGAACUAGCCGUGCACGGGAGGCUUCCCAAGGACCAAUUCGGCCGCUGCAUCGGAAUGGGCGAGUCAAAGGAGUUUGCUGGGGAGCUGUUUGUUGCUUUAACGAGGAGGAAGAGUUUGGAUGCAGAAAUGGGUAUAACUAAAGAUGAUUUGAAGGAAUUCUGGAAAGAAAUGGACCAAAACUUUGAUUCUCGACUACAGAUAUUCUUUGACAUGUGCGACAAGAAUGGUGAUGGAAAACUCACACAAAACGAAGUGGAGCAGGUUAUCGCGCUGAGUGCCUCGGCAAACAAAUUGGCAAAGUUCAAAGCACAUGCUGCAACUUAUGCAGCUCUCAUAAUGGAGCAGCUUGACCCAGAUGGCCUUGGCUAUAUCGAGAUUUCGCAACUUGAAACACUACUUCGAGGGAUGGUCAGCUCGCAAAAAACUGAGAAAAAACUGAAGCGCACUCACAGCAUUGCAAGAUCAAUGAUACCAAAGCAAUACAGAUAUCCAAUCACAAGAUUUGUAGGCAGGACUAUGGACUUUUUUCAUGAUAACUGGAAGAGAAUUUGGGUUCUUUGCUUCUGGUUGACCUUAAAUGCAGUUCUAGCAGCAUGGAAAUUUCAUCAAUAUAGAAGGAAAACAGCUUUUGAAGUUAUGGGCUACUGUGUUUGCAUAGCCAAGGCUGCAGCUGAGACUGUGAAACUGAAUAUGGCUUUGAUUCUCUUCACUGUCUGUCGAAACACCCUCACAUGGUUCAGAUCAACUUGUCUUAAUUCAGUGUUUCCUUUUGAUGACAACAUCAAUUUCCACAAGAUCAUUGCACUGGCAGUCACAAUUGGAGCUCUGGUGCAUACUCUUGCUCAUGUUACGUGCGACUUCCCAAGGUUAAUCACAUGCCCAAGUUCAAAAUUCAUGCGAACCCUCGGGCCUAAUUUCCACUAUAAGCAGCCUACUUAUCCAUCUCUUUUGGCGAGUGUUCCUGGGGUCACUGGCAUCCUCAUUCUUGUCAUCAUGGCAUUUUCUUUUACUCUUGCAACACAUUCUUUUAGGAGAAAUGUGGUGAAAUUGCCAUCACCUCUCCACCAUUUGGCUGGUUUCAAUUCAUUUUGGUAUGCUCAUCAUCUUCUGGCCGUGGCUUAUGUUCUUCUGAUAGUGCACUCUUACUUCAUAUUCCUAACCAAGGAGUGGUACAAGAAGACGACAUGGAUGUAUCUUGUGGUUCCCAUCAUCUUUUUUGUCUCUGAGAGAUCAAUUCGGAAAGUUCGUGAGACAGGCUUUAGUGUCAGCAUUGUGAAGGCAGCAAUAUAUCCAGGUAAUGUCCUCUCCAUUCAUAUGAAAAAGCCUCCAGGUUUCAGUUACAAAAGUGGAAUGUACCUAUUCAUCAAAUGUCCAGAUGUUUCACCUUUUGAGUGGCACCCAUUCUCAAUCACUUCAGCUCCUGGAGAUGAGCACCUGAGUGUUCAUAUCCGAACUUUGGGUGACUGGACAACUGAGCUUAGAAAUUUAUUUGGAAAGGUCUGCCAGGUUCAGAUCAAUUUGAAGAAAGCUAAUCUUGUUAGGCUUGAGACCACCGUCAUUGCUGAUAUUGAAUCUGAUGAUACAAGUUUCCCAAAGUUAUACAUUGAUGGGCCAUAUGGUGCCCCAGCUCAAAAUUACGACAAGUAUGACAUUCUUUUGCUCAUCGGUUUGGGAAUUGGCGCAACUCCCUUUAUCAGCAUACUGAAGGAUCUCCUGAACAAUAUGGAAAUAAACCAGAAUGAUGACGCUAAUGACUUCAAAGUAACCGGUCCUCAAAGUGCUUACUUCUACUGGGUGACCAGGGAACAAGGUUCAUUCGAAUGGUUCAAAGGUGUCAUGAAUGAAGUUGCAGAAAGCGACCAUAACAAUAUUAUAGAUAUGCACAACUACUUGACAAGUGUGUAUGAAGAGGGAGAUGCAAGAUCAGCCCUUAUCGCCACGGUUCAAGCACUUCAAUACUCCAAGAGCGGUGUUGAUGUUGUCUCGGGAAGUCGGAUACGAACUCACUUCGCAAGGCCAAACUGGAGAAAAGUGUUUUCUGACUUGGCAAAUGCCCACAAAGCUUCUCGAAUAGGUGUUUUCUAUUGUGGUUCCUCUGCCCUCACAAAGCAACUCAGAGAUCUUUCGCUAGAGUUCAGCCAUAAUACAACCACUCGUUUCUAUUUCCACAAGGAGAACUUCUAGAGAUAAACCAAUAUACAGUGGGCAGACAAUCCAUCAAUGUAUGGUAUCGGUACAACGUAAAGAUAGGGUAACGUUGGCUGGGGUUAGAAAGUUUGAAUAUUUGUGAACUAUGAGGAAUAUUUAAAGGUCUCAACACCCGUUUCGCUAUUUUUAAAUUUGUUUUUGUAACCUAAGCAUCACCCUUAUUCAUCAUUUUCGGCUCCCCGGCAGUUCUCUUGUGUGAGUUAUUUAUACUCUUACAAAACACGGUAUGAUGCAGACUGAGCUAUAAAUAUUAUAUGGACUCGAUUCCAAAUUCAGAUUGUAAAAAACUUGAAAUUUGUACAUAUCUGUUAUUUUAGCUCAAGUUGUUUCUUAGAUGUUAGACAA